GCGACCCCCAGCAUUGCCUCAGUACAGCAGACAUCUUUCGUUCGGCGCGGACCGAAAAAUACCGGGAAAUUGGCACUGCUUACCACUACUACUUCGUCGUUUCUGUUCUGGCUUAGAGAGGAAAGCCGAACUGUUGCAGCAAUACCAUAAUUUGGAAAUAAUUGCCGCGAUAGUAGCUACCAAGGAGAGGAAGUGUACAUAUAUUUUUGUUGAUUAUACCUCUAAGCCAACCAAGCCUUUGUCACGACUGGACGAUUGUUUGAUAAGGUGAGGCCUUCUCUUUGACCCCUCUGCGAACUCAAGCACGUACGCACAGAGGAUCUUACGGGGGAAAGACGAGAAAAAAGGCUGAAGUUUCAGUCUUUUUUCGACGUGAGUUCCCCCAACUCCUGACUUGACGACUCACUGCUUCAGGGGUCUGGACGUACGGAUGUUGUGUGUUGUUCGCAUGCGAAGGACGGAGGAGAGAAGGCAGACUUGGACGAGAGAAUUAAACCCCAGAUCUCGAUUACGCCAGAGGUGAAAAUGGAGCGGGCCUGGAGCGUGUGUCGCGAUACUCGGGGUCAAAGGUCACUCUGGAAUCUUCUAUGGACUCAGAUGAAGACCACAGUUUCUUUGUCAUAGCUGGGGACGUGAGACAGAUCUCUUUGGCUAAGGGAGAAAGCAGAGCUUGUCGGACAGCCUCCAGGCGGAGUUCAUGCACCCACCCCCGUCCCCGGAACCCCCACCGGACAUCCCCGAGGAGGAUGAGGCUUGGGCGAACGAGUUCUCUUACGCCUGGGCCUUCAGCAAGGACAGUCAUGAGGACGAGGUGGAGCAGGAGAGGGAAUACCUGACUCAGUGGAUCAACACAAUCAUACACUCCCCCGUCUCCCAGGCACAACUAGAGCGGGAGGCGGACGUCCUCGUCAGAGUGGCUCGUUCGGAAGAGCAGGGCGACCCUGUGGACCCUCAAUCACUGACUGUUGCGACAGAUGACGAGCAGCAAGCUUGUUUUGACGCAGCAGGGAUUUCGAAAUUAACCCCCGAACAGACGCGACACGUAGAUUCAGCGGGAAGAGUUCUUCCGGGCGCUCCAGCGUCAGAGCAGGAAGGAGAGGAGGGACAGACGGCUGUAGAAGACGUUGGGAAGACAGAGGAUGAUCGGCUACAAAAUGGCUUUGGAUCGACGGUUGAGAAAACGGCUUCGAAACAUGUGUUGCAAUACGAGGAACAAACGGUUGUGAAGAAAAGAAAGCAUGACAUUGACGCCCAGGACAUUGACGGUUCUGGCACUCAGGCUACCCACGGGAAAAGCGGUCAACUGGCGUCCCCUACGGGCAGUGACGGAGUGGCCGCUCUCCUGUCACCCGGGACAGGAUGUGACACAGAUAUGUCGGCUAGUGACGACACAGGCAUGUUUCUGUCCACUUCCGAUAUCGACUUUGACGCCACCGACUCCGAACCAUUCCACAGUUCAUCAGAUGCCAGAUCCUCUUCGGAAACCAUGUCAACAGGAGAUGAAACUCCAUACGGCGAAAGUGACGGAGAGUUUGAGGAGGCCCUAGAGCGUCAUUUUCUCUCGGCAAACCAACACGAUGACAGCAUUGAACUAUCCACUACACCUGUUAAUGAAAGUUCUCAGUUUGACCAGUAUAUGAUCAGAACCGAAAUGUUUUCCGAAAGUGCAUCUGAAACAAGUGCCUCUCGAGACAUUAAAUCGGAAAAGGUCGUAGAAACCUCAUCAGUCUUACAAACACCAAUUCGCAUUCCCCAGAACAGGUCCAGCUCUUUGAGAAAUAAAAAGAAGAAUUCCAGCACUAGCUCUUCCGUUGACGACCUGAACAAAUUCCCACACAACAGAUCUCCUCCUCCCAGGGGCAUGGAACCUGACCUGAGCACUUCCGUUGAUGACCUCAGCCGCUUGCCCAUUGGUCCUGAAGGACCAUCUAGACUGAGAUACAGAAGAGGCAAUCCCAGAUCAACGAGGUAUAAUUCGAACCCAGAAACAACUUCUCUUCUCUUGGCGGAUAAAAUUCAGUCCCCUACACAUGAGCAGAAGUCUUUGCAUGGGGAGUAUAGCUCUUCUGCUGAUGAUAUUACCAUAGACCCACCACCAAUGAGCAUUAGCUGUUCUGAUGACGAUUUCAUCAAAACAUGUACGAGACGAUACGCAUCUCUCGGCAGACAACUUGACAUGAGCAGAUUCAGCAGCUCCGUUGACAACCUGUCUGCAACUGGCUGUCGGUCAGAUGGAAUUUAUCUCUGCAGCCCCUACAUUCUCGGAGAGGCAUCAGAGCAUAGUUCUUCCGUUGACGCCAUCAAUGAAUUGGGAGAAGACCAGGAGCUGCUUGUAAGAAGCCCAAGUAAUGGACUUGGGUCCCAGGAUAUUACCAGCAUUCAAGAAGAAGGCCAAGAGGAUUUGGAGCACGAAGUCACACGGCAUCAAGAACGAUUACGUCUGUUUGCAGCGUCAGGAAUGAGUCAAUCUGUGGAUAAGAUCGAGCCGAAACCCUCGAGACAUUUCGGGUCAUCUGUAGAUAACAUUCCAGAAGAGGUAGAUCUUGAGUCUGUUGACCUGAGGCUGGAACUGUCUCAUCUCAGUUCUUUUGUGGACACAAUAAGCAAAACCAGCGAAGAACAAGUCUCUGAGACGACUACGCGAGUUGAAGGUGUCUUAGACGGAGAGCCGGGAGAUUCAUCCUCAAGUCAAGACACAACUAUAAUGAGCAAUGGAGAUUCAUCCUCAAGUCAAGACACAACAACUAUUAUGAACAAUGGAGAUUCAACCUCAAGUCAAGACACAACUAUGAUGAACAAUGCAGAUUCAGCUUUAAGUCAAGAAACACCGAUGACGAACAUGGAAGAUUUGGAAAAUUUGUCACCUCUCGGUGAAACUGGCGAUGCUUCUUCAAACGUCCUACAGAUGGUUUCGACUGAGUUCAAGCCAUUCUUUGAUGAUGUUAAGAGAGCGUUCGGUGAAUUUUCUGACCAGCAAUCUCGUCCAGGUGAUGAAGCGCCCAAUGUUCCCACAGUCACCGACAUAUCCACGGGAGGCAAUUCAGGCCAUGCCAAAACAGGCGAUAUUGCUGCUAUACAUACAUCAGAGGCUACCUCAUUUGAAAUCCGACAUUAUUCCAGUAUUGAGUCGUCAGCCAUGGAUGAUUCUGUGUUCGAAGAGUCGAAUGCAGCUUCAUAUGCUGGGUCUAUCCAUAUCUCCACGUCUGGCACCACGUCACAGUCUUCCGUUGACCCAUCUUUGUUGUUGGACCAAACUAUCGAAGGCGCCUUUGGUGGUUCUGCCAUAAUGCAGGGUGACGGAAAUGUGUCCAAAGAAAUAUACGAGGGCUCCCUUGAAGCUGUGUAUGGAACUAAGGAAGAUAUGACAACUGAACGCCCCACUGGUACCACCGACGAGUCAGCAGAGGCAAUGAGCCCUAACCAGAGCCAAAGAACAGAUGUCCCUGAGAGUGAGUCAUCAGUUGAUGGCAUAUGGCCCACUGAUAAAGCUACCUUUGAAUCCACUGGCGUGCCAGAAGGAACAAAAUCAAAACCUGGAGACACAGAAAACGCAGAAACUGUCGAUAAUUCAGGUGCAACGGAAAUUGAAGAAGGUGUGUUUACUCAUGCUUUGAGUGAAUUAGAAAUGGAGAGGCAGGAAAACAAGCGAUUGUUUGAGCAGUUAUCAGCUCAGGCGUCUCAAUUAUUUGCUAGUCUGCAAACCGAAGGCACACUGAGUACGUUCACAAGAGAAGAAACUGGAAUCACCAGAGAAACAGUAAAAAGCGAAGGAACAGAGGCCACCCAAGUGGGAUUAUCGGCGUCCGAUAUCCAUUACCAGGGCUCAGAAUCAUUGUCAGAAUCACUCUUGAAAAUUGGCUUUGAACAGGAGUCUUCGUUCGUCCACGAAUGUGAGAUGUCCAGUGCCGAUAUAAGCCAAGGAGCCGGAGUUCCGCUAUCAAUAGACGAUGGAAGUCAGGAUUUAGGCUCCGAGGUAGACAAUGGCAUUGUGCUGGGGUACCAAGAUGGUGCAUCAGCUGAUGUUGAAAUGCUCGAGUCUUCUGUUGAUGAAAUGAACAUGAAUUCUACAACACAAUCACUGAAUGAAUACGGGCAACUUCUUGGAUAUGCUGCACAUCUUGAGGCUGGAACCAUAGCUGGGGCCCGUAUAGAGAAUGCGGACGAUGACGUCAUUCCUGUAUCAGAAAACGAUUUCUUAGACAUGCAGAGCUCGGAAAAUGGUGUUGUUCGUCAGGAGCCCGGUCUUGUCUCCACAGAAUCAGAAUCAGACCAAACUGAGGCCCAAGGAGGAGCUAUGGGAAUGGAGCUAGCUGCUGAAAUGUUUAAUGAAGGAGCCGACUCUUUUGUCGAUUAUGUCAAGAGAGAGGAGUCCAACGUAGACGGAGGUAUGGAAAACCCACAGUCUGGACCGGCGACAUCACCAUCGGAAGGGGAGUUUAUGACACCCACUGAUCAAAUUUCUCUCAAUAGUGUUUCUGAAUCAGAGCAAGCAGGAAAUGCAUCUGUUCAUGAUUGGGAUGGUGUGCAAGAAAUCAACAAAAUGCUAGAGUCUGAAGCCUACAGGGCUGAAAUGCUAGAAUCAGAGAAAAUGGCAGAGUCUUCUGUAGACGACACGAAGGAUUUGAAAGUACCAGAGCAAACUUCUGGCCAUGAUACAGGCUCUUCACUUGAAUCAGAGCAAAUGUACGAGUCUUCCGUCGAUGAGAAAAACACCGAAGCCUUUAGGAAUGAAGUUGCAGAAGAGAAUGAUAGGGAAGAUGUUUUUCAAGAGCCAGAGUCAACAGUAGAUUCUUCUGUUGACGACAGUGGUGCUCUGCAAAAGUCUGUGCAAAGUUUGGAGUCUUCUGUUGACGACAGGGAUGACUUGCAAGCUCGGGAGCCAACAUCUGUUAGUGACUCGGAGGCUGCGCUAGAUUCCGUGCAAACACUCGAGUCUUCUGUUGACAACAACAAUGGUUUACAAGAGUCGGAGCACUUUUCUGGUGAUGCCAAAGAUGGUUACACAACCUCAGAACAAGCUUUGGAAUCUUCUGUUGAUGGCAGGGAUGGUUUGCGUGACGAAAAAGAUGUUUUGGAAGAACAAGAGCAAAAGUCAGAAUCUUUUAAUGAUGACAUUGAUGCUUUGUUAGAAUCGGAGCAAGCUUUUUUAACAUCUUCUGUCGAUGACCUGUCCCAAGAGCAAAGAUCCGAAGAAAGCCUGAAAUCUUCUCCAGCGUUGGAACCUUGCAGUGAUGACAAGGGAAGUUUGCAAGAAAUGCAGGAGGCACUUGACUCCUCUGUUGAUAAUAUAGACGGUCUUCAAAAACCAGCGCAACCACUAGAGUCCUUGGUUGAUGAGAGAGCCCAUCUGCAAGAGUCAGAGAAGAUAAUCGAUUCCUCAGUUGAUGACAAAGAUGCCCUCCAUCAAGAAUCCACACAAGAAAUAGAGUCUUCUGCCGAUUAUAAAGAUGGUUUGCAGGUAUUGGAGGCUCCCCCUGAAGUUUUAAAUAGUGAAACAAAUAGAUUACAAGUGUCUGACAAUCAAGUCGUUGACAUAGAGGAUGAGAGUAUGGACGUUGGGGGAGAAGACUUUGAUGCAUUGAAUGACGCAAGCGAAGAAAUGAAUGACUCCCAGCUUAGUGGUUCACAAAGUUUUAGUGAAACCUCUUCUAUUGAUGGGAUACCCUGCUCAUUUGCACCUUGGCCGUCAAAGAUGGCCUCUUCGGAUCCAACUUCAAACCUGGCACAUAAUGAAAAAUCAGAUGCGGCAGUAUGGAUGUCAGAGUCUGGUGAUCCCGGAAUGGAUAUUGAAUCAUCAGUUGAUGAGUACAGCUUGAGUGCAGAUACCACAGAUUCAUCUGUUGAU
Aplysia californica (California sea hare) is the source of this 5845-nucleotide messenger RNA. RefSeq lists its product as uncharacterized. Gene Ontology annotation, molecular function: RNA binding. NCBI's taxonomy places the organism in Eukaryota, Metazoa, Mollusca, Gastropoda, Aplysiida, Aplysiidae. The record is from RefSeq and is a predicted model, not a curated record.